Messenger RNA from Amphimedon queenslandica, 2151 nucleotides. Its product is annotated as calpain-5-like. Gene Ontology annotation, molecular function: calcium-dependent cysteine-type endopeptidase activity. The transcript is spliced from 15 exons. Gene Ontology annotation, cellular component: cytoplasm. The record is from RefSeq and is a predicted model, not a curated record. NCBI's taxonomy places the organism in Eukaryota, Metazoa, Porifera, Demospongiae, Haplosclerida, Niphatidae. Gene Ontology annotation, biological process: proteolysis. The coding region runs from base 143 to 2074 and encodes 643 amino acids.
UCCAUUUACGUUACAUGUGCACGUGAGAUAAUUUAGGUGGAGCUAGUACUCAAGAAAAUUGCUUGAAAUUUUUGGAGUUUUACAGGAGCCGUCGAGCUUGAAAAGAAGUGCAUUGAAGUAAGACUGCAUCCAAAGGUCUGUCAUGGUCCGCAAAUUCCUCAACCAAAACUAUUCUAAGCUGAAGAGGGAUCACCAGAGGCGAGGGGAGCAAUUCACAGACCCGCAGUUUCCUCCUAACGCUCAAUCACUGUUCCACAGUGGAAAGAAUGACUUGGAAAUAACAUGGAAACGACCAGGAGAGAUAUGCUCUAAUCCAAAGCUGAUAGUUGAUGGUCUGGAUCCCAGUGACCUCAAUCAAGGUGCUGUUGGUAACUGCUGGUUUGUCGCUGCCUGCUCUGCACUUGCUUUAGAGCGAAGGCUCUGGAAUAAAGUUGUAGUUGAUGUUAAUGAACAGGAAUGGGAUGCUAAUCACCCUGAGAGGUAUGCCGGGAUCUUUCACUUUCGUUUCUGGCAAUUUGGUGAAUGGGUUGAUGUUGUUAUUGAUGACUGGCUCCCCACUCAAGGUGGUAAGCUGAUAUACAAUAAGAGUAAAAGUGGAAAUGAGUUUUGGAGUGCACUCUUGGAGAAAGCUUAUGCCAAAUUAGCCGGUUCUUAUGAGGCAUUGAGUGGUGGACUCACUGGUGAUGCACUGGUUGAUUUCACUGGAGGAGUGACUGAAACAAUCACUCUACAGUCUGGUGACCUCGCUGAUGAUGAAGAGAAAAGAAAACAACUCUUUGAUGAAUUGAUACGUGCUCAUGAACAUCAUGCAAUGAUGUCGUGCUCUAUUGAAGUUAAAGAAGGCGAAUCACCAGAAACCAAACUUGACUGUGGUCUGGUAAAAGGCCAUGCUUAUACAAUCACUGAUAUUAGGAGGAUGAAGCUUACCAGUGGGCUCAGCUCAUUGUUUGGUAAUAAAGAGAAACUAAUGAUGAUUAAAAUGAGGAAUCCCUGGGGACAGAAGGAAUGGAACGGAGCAUGGAGUGAUGAUUCUGAAGAAUGGAAACGUGUUCCAAAGGGCGAGAAAGACAAGAUGGACCUUAAAGUUGAAGACGAUGGAGAGUUUUGGAUGGAGUUUUCUGAUUGGUUGACCUGGUUCAGUCAUUGCAGUAUUUGUCGUAUAAUCAACACCAGCUCAUUCAGUUUACAGAAGACAUGGCACGAUGCUACCUUUCACGGUGAAUGGAAAGAAAAGACUGCUGGAGGCUGCUUUAACCAUCCAGAUACCUUCACUAAUAAUCCUCAAUAUUUAUUUACUCUUCGUGAGGAAGAGGAGGUAAUGGUUAGUUGCAUGCAGAAAGAUCCACGUAUGUCGAAGAAGGCUAAAACCACUGGAGAGCCUUUACCUAACUUUCCAAUUGGAUUCCAAAUUGUUAAAGUUGAAGAUAACAGGACCUUCCGUAUUCACUCAAUGAACUUCAAAGAGGUCGGGCGUGUGACUUAUAUAAAUCGCCGUAGCAACUUUGGUCGGUUCACGCUGGGUCAGGGACGCUAUGUCAUCAUACCGUCAACAUUUGAGCCGAACCAGGAGAGACAGUUUCUGUUGAGGUUCUUCUCGGAAAGGAACGCUCACCCUGUUGAAUUGAAAAAGGACCACCCCACUCGUGGUUUCUGUGGUACACUGUUCUGUUGUUGUGUCAAGCCUUACCGUGGCCAAGUCAUUGUUCACUUACACAGUGGCCAAGGACUUACUAAACAAGACAUGAGUGGAGCAGGGGCUGAUCCAUACUGUAAGGUUACAUGUGGUGGUAACACUGUAGCGACUUCCAUUAAAAAAGACACUCUUGACCCUGCUUUUGAUACUCAACUUGUCUUCUAUGUAAAGAACCCUGAAGACGCUACUGUUAAAGUACAGAUAUUGAAUCAUGGUAUGAUGAGAGAUAGGUUCAUGGGCCAGGUAUCGACUACACUCCCAGCAGCUGAUGGAGGGAGUGAGAGACGUACCAUGAAACUAAUGGAGAAAGGAAAUGAGGCAGAGACUCAGGGGUCUGUCUCAUUCACUAUCAGUCAUCAUUCUGAUCUAAGAGCUAUUUAAUUUUAAUGCAUUCUUUUUGAUGCUGCUAGACAUUAAUGAACUGCUUUUCUAUACAUUCUUUUUUGAUUUUAUAUUCA